This is a messenger RNA of Manduca sexta (tobacco hornworm), 3057 nucleotides long. RefSeq names its product dual specificity protein kinase TTK-like. The transcript is spliced from 5 exons. Gene Ontology annotation, molecular function: ATP binding; protein serine/threonine kinase activity; protein serine/threonine/tyrosine kinase activity. Gene Ontology annotation, biological process: peptidyl-serine phosphorylation; meiotic spindle assembly checkpoint signaling; protein localization to kinetochore. Gene Ontology annotation, cellular component: spindle; nucleus; kinetochore. The record is from RefSeq and is a predicted model, not a curated record. The coding region runs from base 270 to 962 and encodes 230 amino acids. Lineage: Eukaryota; Metazoa; Arthropoda; Insecta; Lepidoptera; Sphingidae.
ACACAAUUUAUUGUUCUUAUAUACUAAAAAAAUGCCCUACAAAACUACUUGUGCAGUUUGUUUGCAGGGAAAUUAAUGAUGUAUUUCUGCAGGUUUUGGAAGUAGGCAGUUCCUGCGAGUAUGCUGUGAAGUGUGUGAACCUUGCUACUGACCAGGAGUUGGCACAGGGCUACAUCAACGAAGUGCGCCUGCUCCGCGAGCUGCAGAACUCAGACAGGGUCAUCAGGCUUUAUGACUAUGAAUACGAGCGCACGAAUCAGUUCUUGCGUAUGGUGCUGGAGGUGGGCGAGACGGACCUGUCAUCCUUCCUAAAGGCGCGCGGCGCCGGACUGCCGCCCGCGCUUGUGCUGCACUACUGGGAGGAGAUGCUGCACGCCGUGCAUUAUAUACACGAACAUGGUGUUAUCCAUGCGGAUCUGAAACCAGCGAACUUUCUUCUGGUGGCGGGGCGGCUGAAGCUCAUAGACUUCGGCAUUGCGUCCGCGAUCAGCGGCGACGCGACGAGCGUGGUGCGCGCGCAGGCGACGGGCACGUACUCCUACAUCAGCCCCGAGGCGCUCAUGGGCGGCGCCGGCGGCUACGGCGUCUCCGCUGCUGACGGCACGGCGCCUAUUAAGAUCUCGUUCCGUUCGGAUGUGUGGUCAUUGGGCUGCAUCUUGUACAGCAUGGUGUAUGGGCGCACGCCCUUCGGCCACAUCCCCAACCUGGCAAAGCUGGCCGCCAUACUCGACCCUAACCAUCGAAUCGAUUACCCGCCCGUGGAGCACCUCCCUCCGUCACUGAUCGCGGUGCUGAAGUGGUGCCUGACAUACAACGCGCGGGCGCGGCCGUCGGUGCGCGAGCUGCUGUCGGUGCCGUACCUGCAGCCGCCGCGCGCGCCGCUCCCCGCCGCGCUGCUCGACAAGCUGCAGCCACUCGUCACGCCGCAGGAGUUCCGCUUGCUCCAGCGUGCACAAGUCUAGUGCUCAACCAGUGUUGAACAGUUCUGAAUCCUCUACAAGUGAUCAUUAAGUGUGAUUAACAAAGGUGAUGUCUUUUUGUUAAAGCAAGACUCUUAUGUUGGGUCUCAUUAUUUUGUAAUGUUCUGCCAAGCAGCAGUGGUAUGAAGACUGAAGCGGUACAACUUGAAAUGUAUUAAAGCUAGUGUAAUUACUUGAAUUUAUGAAACUUAACAUCUGGAAUCGCCUGAAAAGUAAUUAACAUGUUAUCUUGUCCUGCAAUGAAGUUUUCUCUCCUAAAUAAAAUGUUGACCAAAUUGUACUUAUAGUUGUGGUACAGCAUUAGGUGAAGGUUAUUGUAAUUUGUUGGUGAUCGUAUAUCUACAGCCGCAACUGCUAAGUUAUCUCUGGGCAGUGGCGAGACUGUCACGCUGUAUGUGCAUGGUCUGACAACUGAAAUCCAGCAGAAAUCCAUUGAUGACUAAUUUUACAGCAUUUGUUAAAAGACAGCAUAAUGUCCCGCCACCACCCAGUCGGCACUCAGCUGAGUGUAGCAAGUCUUAUGUAGAUAAUUAUGGGUAGUUAAGAAUUUGAAUAAUUCUUUGUAAAUUUUGAUUUUACAUGUAAGUGGGACCAAAAUUAUAACUUAAGAUUUUUGUUUAACACAAUGACUGAUUGAGACAGCCUUUGAUAAGGUACACACCAGUUAUGUGCUAGCCACACGCGCGUUGCACCCAAAAAUACACGACUAUAGCGUGAGCCGCAGUCAUCGUGUUGAUUUCGCAUAUAUUACAAGGGCUGUAGACGACGUACUUUUAUAGUCGUUAACGCUAAUAGAAAGAGAAGAAUACAUUUUAUUAGCGAUAGCCAUCGUAGAAAGACAUCUUGGCCGCAGCGAUAUGCUACACUAUCAAAAAAUUAUAAAUAUGCAUUCAAACAUAUUUGAUUGUAACAAAAGUUGUCUAAAUUAAUUAUUUCUAUGCAAUAAUUAUUUAAUUAUAAAAUAAGAUAGUGCAUUUAUUAAAUACUUGUAAAUAUUUCUAAAAAGAAUAAUUAGACAUGGAUGCAUAAAUAUUUAUAUUACGGAUAUUUUUUGGCUAAUAAUAAAUUGCUUUGCAAUUGUUUUUUGCAUUAAAAGCAGAAUGAAGUUUAAUUGAUGUAUAAAGGCAAGAUUUCAAUUACAGUGGAUACUGGAUGGAUUAUCCAGACCUAAUUUCGCAAUUAUCCGUAUUGAAACUGCGAAAGAAACAUAAUUUUUUUUCAUAAUAGUAAACUAUAUUCCCUUGAGUACUAUAUACAACUUUUUAACCAGGAAAUAGCCAUCAAUGCGGGUGGAGAUGCCAGCAAAAGCUUAUUAUAAAUAAUUUAUAAUUAUACAAAAAAUCCUUUUCUUCUAUUUAAUUAUCCGGAUUUUUGGUUAUGCGAAUGCUUUCCACAAUAAUUAGUGCAGUAAAUCAAGUCUCUACUUUAUGGUGUUCACUGUAAAUAUAUUUAUAUUGGAUUUUAGGGUAGUUAUGAUACCAAGUUCGACACAGCUUAGUUUGGUCUGCCCGCCCUCAAGCUUUAGGUUAUUAGCUUUCCCAUGUAUACGAACUUUUUAAAUAUGCGCGUUUUAAUCGGACAUAUAUGUGUCUAAAAAUUUUAACCGACUAUAAUAGUGUGUUUAUAGCGCGUUUCAAAUGCAUUUAAUCAACCAGGCCGAUCGUCAUGUAUAUGUAUAAUAAUUAAUAUUGCAUAUUUUGCAAAUGAUAAUAUAUGUGCAAUAUUAUUCAGAGAUCACCUAUAAUUACUGAAAAAUAUAGGACAUUAUGUGUUGUCCAUACUCGAUCAAACAUCGGAUCUUAAAUUUUGAUAUGUGGAAUUGUAAUAUACAAAGGUAGUGUUUAUCAGUUCCAUUUUCUUAAUUAUGCAAACAUAGCCUCCAUAAUUCGAUAUUGAAGUUAGACACCGUCUGAUUUCAAGACAUGACUAACUCAAACCAAUUACAGUUUAUUAUUGAACAUUAGUGUUAUACAUGUAUCAGAAAUAUAUGAUUUUAAAUAAGUAUAGUGUAAUAUAAACUGAUGUAACUUGUAAAUGUAUGUAUGAACAUAAUUUAUUAAAUUGACUAAAAAAUAAA